Maniola jurtina (meadow brown) is the source of this 3771-nucleotide messenger RNA. RefSeq lists its product as uncharacterized. Lineage: Eukaryota; Metazoa; Arthropoda; Insecta; Lepidoptera; Nymphalidae. The transcript has 2 exons. The record is from RefSeq and is a predicted model, not a curated record. The coding region runs from base 434 to 1309 and encodes 291 amino acids.
UAUUAGUCUGUGUUUUAAGUGUCAUCCGGCUAGGUGGUGGUUCCUAAAUUCUAAAAUGUUUUUAAAUUAAUUGAAUAAGAAUGAGAUGAGAUUACUGAAAAUAUCAGAUCUAUUUCUUAAGAUAUUGUAUUUUAAAAGAGUGUUUUACAUUCUCAUGGUGACAUUUUUGUGGUACUUUUUGCACAAUGGACUAUCACAUUGAAAUUAUUGAUGCGAAAUAAAUUUAUAUCUUACGAAAAGUCGGCGCGAGUUGAACUGUUGGUUUAAACUUUAAUAUUCAUCACAUGUGUUUGUUUAUUUUCAAUGUAUAUGUGGCUAAAUAUUAAUAACAUACCAAGGACAUGUUCAUAAUAAAUUCUCGUCACUCUAUAUGUUUGACAAUUUGUGCGGGCUACGGAUCAUGCAUAAGUGGCAAUGAACACUUGACCGCGCCAUGGAACAUAAAGAUGGAUGGAGCGGCGGAGGAACGGCUGCAGCUGACAAUAGCACCGAGCGCACGCAGGCCGACCGCGACCGCGUGCGCAUCGAGUUCUACGCCACCUACGACGUCAUGACCGGCGUGCGCAUAGCCGCCACCCUCGGCGGUUUCUUCGCCCUUAUGGUCUUUUUAAUCGUUUACAAGAGCCGGAGUAAAUCUGUGAAAGCGCUGAAUGAUCCUAAAUUAGUAGAGCUCGCGGAGGCGGUCGUCGCCGAGGAGCAAGCCGUAGAAGAGGAGCGACAGUUGACUGCGGCUCUAGAGGAGGCUCUCUCGGAACGAGCUCGUUCCCGCCCAUCGAUAGGGGAAGUGCCGCACUGGCCGCGGACUGCGCGGUUCGCCUCGUACGGCGGCGGGUACGGUAGCUUGCUAGCGCCUCCGCGUAGACUGGCGACUCUGCGCGGGGACUCGCUGCCCGGUUCCGCGCUGCGGUUCAGCGAGAGGAGGGCGUCCGGAGCGGCUCGCGACCGGCGGCUGAGCUCGGCGACGUGCUCGAGCUCGGGGAGCUCGUACUUGGAGCGGCGCGGCUCGUCGGUGGUGUGCGCGCUGCCGGAGCGGCGCCUGUCGCCGUGCCCGAGCGAGCGCCUGGCGCCGCUCGCGUCGGUCGGCAGCGUGGGCCCGUCGUUCGCGGUGGAGUGCGACCUGGCGUCGGUGGGCGCGGACUCGGUGUUCGCGGAGGACGAGGUGGACUCCACGGACGACGAGGUGGAGCAGUUCUCCACGGACAGCGGCGGCCCCGAGGCCGGCCCGUCCGACGGCACGGAGCUGGCGAGCCGCCCGGUGCUGUCGCUGCGUAUCGAUCGCGCAUCUCAUUCUCGUGAGACGUUAUUCUAGUCGCCAGCGACCGUCGCUGGAUGUUACAUGUUAUAGAAAUGUUAAAAUAUCGAUAAGUUCGUAGAAUAUGUACCUAAUAAUUUCAUUAAAAUUAUUUUUCAAAUUUAAGGUUUAGGGAUUUAACACCAACAUAAUAUCAUUUUGUAAAAUCCCAAAUGGAAUUGUGCUUAAGGCAUAUCUUCAAUUUGUUUGUUUAUAUGUUUGUUUAUCUUUGCACAAAGUAUCCGCAAGUCGAUGUGCAUAUUCGCGCCCUAAUGGCCGACAACUUGCUCUGCAUAUAUUUUAUAUCAAAUAGCUAUAAAGUUCAGUAUACUUUUCAACAUUUAAGAAACAACGCUUCACGUCGCUUUGUCGUCUCUGGUCCACUUUGCUUUGCGCCCAAAUUAGUGAUGAAUCAGCCCGUUUACCCUUUAAAAUAGUAAUAAAUGUUCUUAAACGAACGUAACUAUUAUAAAACUUAUUUAAAGCCUAAAGGCCUUGCACGAAAGCUUGACAGCUGCAGUGCGUUGAUCGCUGAUUGGCUGACAAUCACUCGCACAGUAACAGCAAACCUAGUAACAGUAAGUUUUACAGUCACAAAAAAAUGGUGAACUUUAUAUGAAUUUGUCGAUAUUUUAAUAUUGAUCAUAUUGUGUAUAUAGUUUGUUUUGUUAAUUAAUUAAUGUAUCGCAAUGUUGAUGUUCUGAGGCCAUGAUAGAAUUUUAAAUUGUGAUCAGAGCCACUAGCUGACAAAAUGUCUGGAACUCAAUAUCAAAAUGUCGAACGUAGCCUCGUAGGGCUUCGGCUCUCUAGUCAAACCGAUCUAUCGCUUUAUAUGUGACCUAUUUUUAAGAAAAACUGUGUUUUCGAUGUCGGAACGAUUCCGUCAAAUUGACAUGAGGGCGAGCACACACGCUAACUUUUAGCAUUUGCGAUCUGCAAUUUGUCGUAGCUUUCAAUACAAAUGAUCAAAUAUGUGGAGAUUAAAAGAUCAAUCAGAACUUCCGAAAAGCGAUUAAAUCGAUGAAAUCGCGGAUCACGGCUGAUGCUAAAUGCAGUAUGUGUGUUGGCCCUAAAUAUUAUUGCGCACAAAAAUAUUUUUAGGUUCCUACCAAAGUGGUACAAAUUCUAACCCUUAGGCCUCAUUCGCACGAGAGCUUUUUUAAAGGUCGUUAAAAAAGCGUUCAAUAGAACAAAAUGCAUUCCCAAGUAUCUGUUCACACGUCAAAGCUUUUUUUAACGCGCACUUUGUAUUGUCAGCGCAACGCCAGGUUUUAACGUAACGCUUUUUUAACGCUCGUGCGAAUUAGGGCUUAUGAUGGGAUUCUAUCCGUCUGUCACAUCUGUUUAUAUUUCAGUUUACAAUACGUACUAAUAGGAACUAAUGCUAUAGGCUUCUUUUUGAAAUAAUUUUAAAUUAUGCUUGCCCAACCUUAUUUCAAAUUAAGUAAAUAAUUAAACAAUUUACUUACCAAGUAUGACAAUUAUUAUUAUAACAAUUGCAAAAAAUCGAAGUUUGCAAAGCAAAAAUCUGAAAGAUUUAGAAUUGAUAGUUAUGUAAACUUUACAGUUCCAUCGAAGUUAGUUUUGCAGACCUAUUAAAAGGGAUUUUUGACGAGAUGUAGAUUUAUUUAACCAAAUUACUAUUUAAAUAAGUAUGUUUCUUUCCAAUCUAAGGAACCUUCGGUGACCGGGUCUGACUCGCACGUGUCCGGUUAUUCUUUCUGUAGGUAGGUAUGAAAAAGUUGAUAUGGAAUACUUAAACUAGUUCAAAAUAUCAGCAGCAGACCCGACCUUUGCAGCGAUAAAUAUGCCAUAAUCAAAGACAUGGAUUUUUACAUAUACACUGGCCAUAAUCCUAUUUACAUUCAACGCAAUAUUCAUACUAGAUUUUAUGUCAUUUUUUUAUUUUUAUUAGACUGGUCAUACACAAACAGCUUAGUUAGUAGAUCGCUGAACAUACACAGAGUGCUCGAGCAGUCGUCAAUUACCCUGUCUAGUGUAACUGAAAAACGUUUCAACUUUCAAUAAACAAUCAAGUCAAUACAGAUAUAUUAUUAACAAACUGACUAUCUGGCUGAGGGACCAGGAUAUAAUCAGAACAUUUCUUUUGAGAUACGAUAUGUCAUUUUACCGUAAUCGCCCAGCGGUAACCAGUCUGUUCAUAAUAUCUCAAUUUUUGAUUGUUCAGUUGGAACGUUUUUCUGAAAAUACGUUUAGGUAUAAAUGAAAGGAAGAAGAUGGUUCGCUAUGCAGUCGCAGCCUGAAGCGAUCGAUUAUGGUCCUGCUUUAAGCUGCCCAUGUCUGGCCGCUCUUAUAUUCGGUGCCGUGGAAACUAAACUUGGGUAUUAAGUACCUAACUAGUUCCUUCAGAAUUUAUAUAUCGCGUUGGCAAAGUCACACUAAAUUAGUGUUAUUUUUGAAAUAUGUACAAUGUACAUAACUAUAAGGUAACGUAAUGAUCUGCUGGAUUAAUUUAAAUA